AUGAUUCUUGCUCCUCGAGGUGGUCGUGGUAUCAUCGAAGGCAUUCUUAAUAAGGAUGAUCGAUGGAGGGAGAAGUUCUUCGUUUUUAAGAUAAACUCGGCGUCGGAAGGAGACUUCGAUUUCGAGAGGAUCCCUCGGGAAUGGUCCGACGAUAUUGACCCUUUUGAAUCUGCGCCUAUGUCUCCCGAGCUUCGUGGGUUAAUGGAGACUUUGUGUCGAGGUAGCACUCGAUGGCUCUCCUUUACUCCUGACCGAAUUCGAGCCGCCUGCGCUCUCCCACCGGGGAAGAAGGAGAAAGUGGGGAUGCUCGAUCGUCCUGGCGAAUCUUAUGAGGCCGGGUCAUUAGAGCGAGCUCGGAAAGUCCAGCGGGGGCGGGUCCUUAGACCGAGGUCGCAGGCUCAGUCUCCUGGUCUUCUUGCUAGGCCAGUGUCGGUCGCUUUUCCAUCUGGUGGAGCUCGAAAGGCACCGGAUACUUCGGCGAGCUCUGCUGGUGAUCGAGCUCUGUUGGUGAUCGAGCUCUUAACGACGAGAUCGAUUCGUGUCUCAUCGAUCUCGACGUCGGGGAAGAAGGAGAAAGUGGGGAUGCUCGAUCGUCCUGGCGAAUCUUAUGAGGCCGGGUCAUUAGAGCGAGCUCGGAAAGUCCAGCGGGGGCGGGUCCUUAGACCGAGGUCGCAGGCUCAGUCUCCUGGUCUUCUUGCUAGGCCAGUGUCGGUCGCUUUUCCAUCUGGUGGAGCUCGUGAGGCACCGGAUACUUCGGCGAGCUCUGCUGGUGAUCGAGCUCUGUUGGUGAUCGAGCUCUUAACGACGAGAUCGAUUCGUGCACUUCGCGGGUUAACCCCGGUGUCCUUCCUUCGAGCGUGCCCGAAGCUUUUUCGUGGUCGUUUGGGUAUGACAGCGAGGUCCCUAUCCUUGAGAACCCCAGAGAUCCCUAUCCUUGAGAACCCCGACUCCCUUGCAGCGAUUUGGUGUAAGGUCAGAGCAGAAGGAUGCGAGCUCCCUUCUUUGGAGCACAUGCGAGAGCGCGACGCCUAUGUUCGGAUGGCGGUCGCAAAUGCCAAGGAUAUGGAGGCGAGCAACGAUUAUGCCGCUUUAAUGGAGGGGCGAUUGGCAAAUUUUCCUAGUAAGGAAGAGAUCGCGGGUCACCUUCUCACGAUCCAACAGCUUCGGGGUGAGUUGAAUGCUGCUCGGGAGGCGGAGAGACAGCGCGAAGUGGAGAUUGAGGAAUUGAAGAAGAAGUUGGCGGCUGUUGAGGCAGAAAAGGUCGUUGUUCAGAGCGACCUUGACUCGAUGAAGGAGAAGUAUAGGCGAGAGUUCGAAGGUCGGGAUAGGAAAGCUCGCAAAGAUCUCCAUCUAGCUCGUGUCUCUCUUGCGAAGGAGUACGAGGGGGAUUUUGGCUGUGGUCAAGGUGAGGGCGGCUUCGAGCUCGAGACGGAGUUGGAGCGUCUUAAAGACCUGGAGGUUUUGCGCGACGUCGAUUACGGUCUUGCUUCGGUGUCAGACCCUUCUCUCGGUCGUCUCGAUCUCCCCGAGAUCUCCGGAGACUCAGUCAACCAGGAUUGA
Brassica oleracea var. oleracea is the source of this 1560-nucleotide messenger RNA. RefSeq lists its product as uncharacterized. Lineage: Eukaryota; Viridiplantae; Streptophyta; Magnoliopsida; Brassicales; Brassicaceae. The record is from RefSeq and is a predicted model, not a curated record. The transcript is spliced from 7 exons. Bases 1 to 1560 code for a protein of 519 amino acids.